Messenger RNA from Papaver somniferum (opium poppy), 1815 nucleotides. RefSeq lists its product as uncharacterized. The transcript has 3 exons. NCBI's taxonomy places the organism in Eukaryota, Viridiplantae, Streptophyta, Magnoliopsida, Ranunculales, Papaveraceae. Gene Ontology annotation, biological process: proteolysis. Gene Ontology annotation, molecular function: aspartic-type endopeptidase activity. Bases 1 to 1815 code for a protein of 604 amino acids. The record is from RefSeq and is a predicted model, not a curated record.
AUGACCAAUACUUUAGUAUAUAUAACAACUCUGAUGCUCUCAAAAUCAUUGUUGCUUCUCAAAGGAGAGGCUAAUAUUUGGUAUAGAUGGAAGAGAACCAGAGUUAUUGUGACAACAUGGAUAGAAUUCUGCAAUUUAAUUCGUGCGCGCUUUAAUCCUGAAAAGUUUGUUGAUGCUCGCCUAGCCAUUAGCACCAUUGAGCAAAAAGGUACAGUUCAUCAACAUAUCUCUGAGUUUGAAAAAUUACUGAACUUUGUUGAAUUUCCAGAAGACUACUUGAUCAGCUGUUUUGUUCGUUCCCUUAAACCACAUAUUGGGUAUGUGGUUAAACUUUUUGCACCCCACACUUUGGAUGAGGCCUAUACUAAGGAAAUACAUCAGGAGGAAGCCUAUGCAGCUAUCAGGAUUGUCCUAAAACAACCAUAUCGACCACCUCCUUUUAGACAACCAAUUGCUCUUCCACAAGCUCAGCGGCAACAUAUUUUACCUUCUGGUUAUAGGAGAUUGUCACCAGAAGAACAAAGAGAAAGAAGAACUAAGGGUAUGUGCUUCAAGUAUGAUCAACCAUACAGACCAAAUCAUGUAUGUGUUAAUCCUCAAUUAACUGUCUUGGAUAUUGAGGAACCUACAAAAGAAAUUACCAAGCAAGCUGCAGACUCUAUUUCUGCAACUGAUAUUGAUGAUUCAGUAGAGGAUGAUUCUCCGGUCGAGGUUGCUCCUACUAUUUCCCUGAAUUCACUCAUGGGUUCUCCCUUUCCUACUACAAUGCGUAUUACAGGUUCCUCUAAAGCUCAACCAAUUACAAUUCUAGUAGACUCUGGUUCUACUCACAACUUUCUUAGCCCAUCAUUCGCCAAGCAAUGUGGUUAUCCUAUUCACUCCAAAGAUACUUCUCUUCGUGUUACAAUAGGUGAUGGUGGCCAUAUACAUACUCAAGGGACAUGUUUACACAUACCAAUUCAGCUGCAAAAUCACAUGUUUACAAUUGAUUUACAUGUCUUGGAUGUUAGUGGAUGUGAUGUUGUUCUAGGGGUCCAAUGGUUGCACAAGUUAGGUCAUAUUGAAUGGGAUUUUGAAAAAUUUGUGAUGAAGUUCACAUAUAGCGGCGCAGAUAUUCAACUAUUGGUACACAAUUCUGCAUUAACUGCUCCUUUAAUUGAAAAUCCUGCAAUUAGGAAGUUGAUGUCUACCUUUCAAGAUGUGUUUGAAACACCAACUUCUCUUCCUCCGGCAAAAUUACAUGAUCAUCGCAUACCAUUGAUACCAGAUUCUUCUCCUGUUAAUGUUCGUCCGUAUAGAUAUCCACAUUUUCAGAAAGACGAGAUUGAAAAGAUUAUUUCAGAACUCAAGCAAGCAGUUUAUAGCUCCAAAAUGCAAGAUCACAUUAAACACUUAACUUUAGUGUUUGAAAUCCUUCGCAAGCAUCAGCUAUUUGUCAAAGAAUCCAAGUGCACUUUUGCACAACCAUCAGUAGGGUACCUUGGCCAUGUUAUCUCCUCUGAAGGUGUUGCAGUUGAGCAAGAAAAGAUUGAUAGUGUACUUUUUUAUCCAAUACCUUCUACAGUUAAAAGUCUAAGAGGAUUUCUUGGAUUGGCAGGUUAUUACCGAAAAUUUGUGAAGAACUUUGGUAAAAUAUGUGCUCCUUUAAUACAGCUGUUGAAAAAGGAUGCAUUCUUAUGGACUGAUGAAGCUACUUCUGCUUUUCGAGCGUUGCAACAUGUAUUAACAACUACACCUGUUUUGAUGCUUCCUGACUUUACGAAAGAAUUUUAUCUAGAAUGUGAUGCAUCAGGAACUGGUUUGGGAGUUGUUUAA